This is a messenger RNA of Gorilla gorilla gorilla (western lowland gorilla), 915 nucleotides long. RefSeq names its product PRAC2 small nuclear protein (gene PRAC2). The record is from RefSeq and is a predicted model, not a curated record. The transcript has 2 exons. Lineage: Eukaryota; Metazoa; Chordata; Mammalia; Primates; Hominidae. The coding region runs from base 545 to 817 and encodes 90 amino acids.
CUCGCAGGGUCCCCAGAAGCGCUCGCCAGCCGGAGUAAAACCCGAAAGAUGGAGCCUCAGGUUCUCGCUCUGCGUUGCGGGUGCUGGCACCGAGAUUCAAAAAGAGCUUCCGGAGGUAGUUUCUACGCAUUGCGCCACUACUCCCUUAUUCGGCUUCUGGAGGCCUAAUAAAAUCCACUUGCUUUGGAGUUAGAAAUUAUUUCGGGCCUGGAGCCCGCGUAGACGCGACCCUGUGAUCCCGUUUCGUAGCUUGCUGAGAGAUUCGCUGCGGGAGUUUGGCUCUGAGGGAGGGGAACGGUCUGGAGGGCAGCUCAGAGUACAAUUGCUCCUUGUUAGUGAAAAGGCGCCCUGCUUAUUUUCCGGAGUAUAUGUGUGUGCCUCUGCGUUUAUUCGUCUGUGAGAUCGUUGUCUGGAUUCACCUAUUGUGACAUUGUGUUCACACGAUUGUCCGAAUGGUUCCAUACAAGUAAAUACGAAAAAAAGUGGGGGGGUCCACACCACUAAUUGUUAUGGCGAGGAAGAUAAAUAUAGUACUGAAGAAGACAUGGACAGAAGGCGGAUGGCUCUGCGGCCUGGCUCCCUCAGACAGACCGCCUUCUUCUUCCAUUCGAGAUCGCUCGUACCGAACCUCCUUGCCUUCUUCCUGGGUCUCUCGAGGGCUGGACCAAUACAUCUGCCGAUGUCCUGGCCGAAUGGCAGGCGACAUCGGGUCCUGGACCCCCACACGCAGCUCAGUACCCACGAGGCCCCAGGCCGCUGGAAGCCUGUAGCUCCGCGGCGGAUGAAAGCCUGCCCGCAGGUUCUCCUGGAGUGGUGAGCCUCUGUCGGAAGGGGGCGCCCUUGUCUUUUUAAUGGUCCUAACACACCAGUGGAAUAAAUCUCUAAGAUUCCACAUCUUUUGUUUGCUCUGAAUUU